This is a messenger RNA of Zea mays, 3338 nucleotides long. RefSeq names its product topoisomerase I. The transcript has 16 exons. Gene Ontology annotation, cellular component: chromosome; nucleolus. Gene Ontology annotation, molecular function: DNA topoisomerase type I (single strand cut, ATP-independent) activity; DNA binding. Gene Ontology annotation, biological process: DNA topological change; chromosome segregation; DNA replication. The record is from RefSeq and is a predicted model, not a curated record. NCBI's taxonomy places the organism in Eukaryota, Viridiplantae, Streptophyta, Magnoliopsida, Poales, Poaceae. Bases 315 to 3029 code for a protein of 904 amino acids.
CCCCAACCCCGAAGGCAAGGGGUGGGAAAAAACACGAGGCGGGGGUGGGGGAUAGAAAUACGAGAGCGAGCGAGCGAGCGAGCGAGCCUGCAGCAGCGAGAGGGACGAGAGGCGAGAGAGAUAAGCAAGCGGCGCGCGUUAACCCUAGCCCCCGUCUCCGCUCCGCUCCGCUCCGCUAGCGCUCCCGCCCGCCGCCUCGCUCGCCGGAGGAUUCGUACGCGCGCCGGGCCCGACGACCUGCCGCGCCACCUUCGCGCCGCCGCCGCCGCGCGCGGGCGCGCCUCGUUGCAGUUGUCCUUCACCACAGCGGAGUGAUGGCUGUUGUCAACCCAACCAACCUUGCUAUUGACGACGAUGACGACGAUACUCCCAUUUCAUUCAAGAGGACGAGUAACUCUACGAAGACUGCCAGGCCCACCCCUUCCAAGCAUGAGGGGUCGUCAGGAGGUAAUGGUGCACCUGUUAGGAUCCCCAAACCUGUGUCUCCCAAUCCGCAGAAGAACGGAGCCACCGGGGCUUCAAGGCCGUUGCAUAUGAAGCCACCGUCAUCCAGUCCAAACCAUCGUCCUUCUGGAUCUGGCCAGCCAAACAGUUUGGCACAACAUAGUUCAAAGGCUAAUAGCAUUGACAUGAGUAAACUGAAAAGACCUCUCGUCAAAGAUGAGAGAUCUGAUGACUCAGAUGACGAGGUGCCGAUUGGGUUAAGGAGAAAGGUUGAGGAGAAGAAGUUGAAGGGAGUUGAUACUCGGGUUCAGAAGACAGAUGACUCAGAUGACGAUGAUAAGCCAUUGGGUCUCAAGAUCAACUCAUCCAGAAUGUCUUCCAACAGAGUGAAUAAGCCUGUUCUGCAGAGAACUGUACCAAAGGUUGAGCAGCCUGAUGAAGAUUCAGAUGAUGAUAAACCAUUGGCAAGCAGGUUGCCCAGUAAUGCCGGUCCAAAAAGUGGAGGUGAUGUCUCUGAGGAUUCAGAGGAUGAGAAGCCACUGGCUGCCAGAUUUUCAAAAGUUGCUGGUAGUGGAAACCCAAAAAUAGCUUCUUCCAGCAAAGGGUUAACCAGUGAUACAAAUGGCCAACAAAGUUUGGGUAAAAGGCCUCUAGACAAUAGUAAUCAAACAAGUUCAGCUCUUAAGAAGGCUAAACCUUCAAACGUUUCAGCUUCUGCAAUCGUUAGAAGAGAAAUCAAGACAGAUGACAACACACCUCUUGCACAAAGGCUGAAAAUGGGAGAGUCUUCGAAAGGCAAGUCAUCUGCAAAGAGUGUCUUUAAGAAGAGUCCUGCUUCUGUGAAGAAGGACAUCAAGAAAAUGAAAGGGAAAGGGAAAUUAAAGAAGAACAUGAAAAAUUCUCAGUUCUCAAAGAUAAUGAAGGUCCCCCCUGGAUCUGGUGGAGGAAAGAAAUGGACUACCUUGGAGCACAAUGGUGUUAUUUUCCCUCCCCCAUACAAGCCUCAUGGUGUCAAAAUGCUUUACAAUGGGAAACCUAUCGAUCUGACACCAGAACAAGAGGAGGUUGCAACAAUGUUUGCUGUUAUGAAAGACACAGACUAUGCGGCCAAGCCAACAUUCAUUGAUAACUUUUUCACUGAUUGGAGAAAAGUUCUUGGUAAAAAUCAUAUUAUUAAGAACUUCGAGCUUUGUGAUUUCACACCAAUAUAUGAAUGGCACCUCAGAGAGAAGGAGAGGAAGAAGCAGAUGACAACAGAGGAGAAAAAAACAUUGCGGGAAGACAAAUUGAAACAAGAGGAGAAGUACAUGUGGGCUGUUGUAGAUGGUGUUAAAGAAAAGGUCGGAAAUUUCAGAGUAGAACCGCCUGGCUUGUUCAGGGGACGUGGAGAACAUCCAAAGAUGGGGAAACUUAAGCGCCGCAUUCUACCAAGUGAUAUUACAAUAAAUAUUGGAAAAGGAGCUCCAGUCCCUGAGUGCCCGAUACCUGGAGAAAGUUGGAAAGAAGUCAAACAUGACAAUACUGUUACAUGGUUGGCCUUUUGGAACGAUCCAAUUAACCCAAAGGAUUUCAAGUAUGUUUUCCUGGCAGCAAGCAGCUCACUGAAGGGGCAAAGUGACAAAGAGAAGUAUGAGAAGUCCAGAAAAUUGAAGGGUCAUAUACAAAGAAUUCGUGAGAAUUAUACAAAAGAUUUCAAAAACAAAGAUGUGACGAGGAGGCAAAUAGCUGUGGCAACAUACCUUAUCGAUAAACUAGCCCUUAGGGCUGGCAAUGAAAAGGACGACGAUGAAGCUGAUACUGUUGGUUGCUGUACGCUGAAGGUUGAUAAUGUUACAUGUAUGCCUCCAAAUCAGAUUCAGUUUGACUUUCUGGGUAAAGAUUCAAUAAGAUACUUUAACACCGUAGAGGUUGAAGAGCUUGUGUACAAGGCAAUUGAGGGUUUCCGUGCUGGAAAGAAGCCAGGACAAGAUCUAUUUGACAAGAUUGAUACAUCUAGGCUAAAUGCUCACUUGAAGGAUCUAAUGCCUGGGCUCACUGCAAAAGUGUUCCGUACAUAUAAUGCUUCCAUAACAUUGGACGGAAUCUUGCAUGAAGAAACAGAAGAUGGAACUGUUUUAGAAAAAAUCGCUGUCUAUCAGCGGGCAAACAAAGAGGUUGCCAUCAUCUGUAACCAUCAGCGUAGUGUCUCGAAAUCACAUGAGUCCCAGAUGACUAGAAUGAACGAAAAGAUUGAUGAGUUGAAGUCCCAGAUGGAGGAGCUGAAAGCAGACUUGAACAAAGCAAAGAAAGGGAAGCCUCUAGGCUAUGAUUCAGAGGGGAAGCCAAAGAGGAACUUGGCUCCUGAAGCGAUUCAAAAGAAGGUUGCAACACUUGAAGGCAAGAUAGAGAAGAUGGAGAUGGAUAAGAGGAUAAAAGAGGAUCUGAAGACAGUUGCGCUUGGAACGUCAAAGAUCAACUAUCUUGAUCCUAGAAUAACCGUGGCAUGGUGCAAACGCCAUGAAGUCCCUAUUGAGAAGAUUUUCAACAAAUCUCUCCUCGCGAAAUUUGUAUGGGCAAUGGACGUUGACCCGGAAUUCAGAUUCUAGGAGACCAUUGGCUACCAUGUGCCAGCCAGUUUGGUCCAGUUUCCAGCCCUUCUCCCUGGACACUAAUUGCAGCUAGGAAAGGAAAGAGCUCGGUGUUUGUUUUUUCAAAGUCCCCACCCCCCCUGCUCGUGGAACGAAGGAAAGCACCCGUCAUUCUCUUUGUAGGCCCUUCUUUUUUUUUUCUUUUGGUUCAAUUGCGCUAAGUUCAAUAUGUAUUCUGCUGAGAAAUCUGAGCUCGUUUGAGAACGGUUGGACAUUGAAUUCAUAGUGAGUUUUAAUCUUGAAUAUAGAUGACUUGUUGAGGGAUGA